Molecule: messenger RNA, 1215 nt
Organism: Vespula pensylvanica (western yellowjacket)
Lineage: Eukaryota; Metazoa; Arthropoda; Insecta; Hymenoptera; Vespidae
Gene: CIA30
Product: complex I intermediate-associated protein 30, mitochondrial
Exons: 2
Coding region: 180-1067 (295 amino acids)
Biological process (GO): mitochondrial electron transport, NADH to ubiquinone; mitochondrial respiratory chain complex I assembly
Cellular component (GO): mitochondrion
Source: RefSeq, a predicted model, not a curated record
GAUUUCGUAUGAUUUAAUAGUAAUUUUAGUUAAGAAAUUGACGAAGAAAUAUAUCGUUAUUAAUAAUUAAUUAAUAUAUACUAAUAUUAUAUAUUAUAUAGUUCUGAAAAAAAAUCGAAAAUUUGUAACAAUGUAUAUAAAAUUACUGAACGUAAUAAUAUAAACAAGCCAUUUACAAAAUGAAUUUCUUAACGCGUGUUAUUCUAUUUAAUAGACCUGUUGUGAAAAAUACGAUUUAUUCAAGUUAUAGAUUAGUACACGCAUAUCAACAAGAUCAAAGAUCAAAUUAUCCUAAAGUAUAUGAUAGGCGACCUGAGAAUAAAAAAUUGAAUCUUUUACAACAAGCAAAGAAAGGUUACUUUCAUUUGAAAAAAGAAUUAGCUUUGUUAAAAAAAGAAACAAAAGAAUUAAUCAAAGGUAAAGAUUUUUUUCAUCCAUCGGAUGAAAUAGACAUUGUUUGGGACUUUAAUGGUAAUGAAAAAUCUUUGGAUUCAUGGUUAAUUGUAUGCGACAGUGAUUAUAAUGAAGGUUAUUCGACUUGCAAAUUAGAAUUAAGUCCAGAGGGCAAAGCUGUCUUUUCCGGUCAAUUAGAUUUUAGAAUUCCAAAAGAUGGUAAGAUAACCAACGCAGGUUACUGCGCUCUUAAAACAGCAACGUUCAGGAAAAGUUUCAAACGAGAAACAAAGUUAGAUUGGCAGCUAUACAAUCAUCUUAUUAUGCGUGUAAGAGGAGAUGGUAGAACUUAUAUGAUCAAUAUUGGAACGAAAGGUUUAUAUGAUAUAAAUUGGAAUGAUUUAUAUAAUUAUGUAAUGUAUACAAGAGGUGGUCCAUAUUGGCAAUAUGUGAAAAUACCAUUUUCAAAAUUCUUUUUGUCUAGUCAUGGAAGAAUACAAGAUGAUCAAUUACCUAUACCUUUAAAUAAUAUAUCAAGUUUUGGUAUUAUUGCUUCUGAUAAGAAUCCUGGUCCUUUUAAGCUGGAGAUAGAUUAUAUUGGCUUAGUUUAUGAUCCCUUUGAAUGGGAAGAGUUUGCUUAUGAAAUGUAUAAAAUAGAUAAUAUUCUAUUUUAAUAAGGCCAAUUUACAUAGAUUAAUUAGUGUAGAUAUACAUAUACAAGUUUAUUAACUAAUAUAUUUCUCUGUAAACAUUAUAGUACUUGAAUAUCGAUAUGCAAAAUAGUAUAUGUAAAAAAUUGCAAUAAUAAAUUUGUACAUAAGA